Messenger RNA from Epinephelus lanceolatus (giant grouper), 1189 nucleotides. RefSeq names its product coiled-coil domain containing 167 (gene ccdc167). Lineage: Eukaryota; Metazoa; Chordata; Actinopteri; Perciformes; Serranidae. The record is from RefSeq and is a predicted model, not a curated record.
AGAAGAACGACUAGGGAGGGGGGAAACACUUCCGCAUAGUCACAGUUUAUCAGCUAGGCUGUUUGAAGCAGGACCUGUCACAUAAUGGCUAAAUUAAAAGACAAAAGACGAGAGAAAAUCAGCGUCGCCACUGAGAUUGACCGUUUGGAGGAGCGGCGGGCGCGUUGCCAAGACAACCUGGAGAGGGCUGAGUUCAGGAGCAGGAAGGAGAAGCUGUCUGACAAGGACAGACAGGAGCUGGAAGAUGAAAUGACAAUCAUAAAUGAGAGGGUGCAAAAGUUAGACAAGGAGCUGGAGACGUUAAGAGGAGAGAAUCGCAAAAACAUGCUGCUGUCAGUCGCUCUGCUGGUCAUCAGCGCUCUCUUCUACUACGUCUUCAUUUACAGUGACGAGGACGUCUAAUAGGACCUGGUAUGUUAAAAGGACCUAAUGCUCUGAGAAGAACAACCACCUCAGGACAAUGUUGUCGUGACAUAAAGACAUAAGCUCAAGGGCUGCGUUGAUGAAAUACUUCAGUUCUGCCUCUAGAUGGCACCAUUGUCAUUGUCUUGAUCUCUUCUGGUGCACAGUCAGGACCCCAGUACAGCUUCUUGGACUGAAGUGACUCAUGAAGGUGAAGUGAGUGACAAUUUUUCUCAUCUUGUGUACAGUCAUAGUCUAUAUUUUCAUCGCUGUACAAAAAUCUUACUGUUUAUUAUGACAUGCAACAUGAAGAGGGAUUUAUAUACAGCAGUUUGACCCUUACUAAAUAAACUAUGAAUAUAAAGUUUGCCUUAUGCCACAAAUAACGCCAAAGUAAUAUUACUGUGUUUUAUAUGAUAUAUCAAAGAAAUGCUUCAUCAAAUGGUGCCAGCCAAGUCUGUUUGUCCUUUCAGUCACAUAUAAAUAUCUGACGAUGCAUGGUGCACGUGAUGUGUGCAGUUACACAGAUGAAAAUAUUUGAUACAUUUGUUUUUGGAGUUGUACAGCAUGUUUUAAACAGAAGAAAAGAACCUGAAGAAUGUAUUUUUGUUUUGAUACUCAUGCCGACCAUUCACCCAUCUCCUAAUAAAAGCUGCAAUAUGGCAAACAUGCUGACAAAUUACUCUUUUUGAAAUAUGCAUGUGGAAAAUUGUGUAAUGAGAAGUGGGUUGGGUCAUUAUAACUGAUUUGUUUUUCAUGAAAAAAAUAAAAUUUACUAUAUUUGGAA